Pseudoliparis swirei is the source of this 453-nucleotide messenger RNA. It is a transcript of the gene dpy30, whose product is annotated as dpy-30 histone methyltransferase complex regulatory subunit. The transcript has 5 exons. Lineage: Eukaryota; Metazoa; Chordata; Actinopteri; Perciformes; Liparidae. The coding region runs from base 54 to 368 and encodes 104 amino acids. The record is from RefSeq and is a predicted model, not a curated record. Gene Ontology annotation, cellular component: Set1C/COMPASS complex.
GAAGAAGCCGCCUCGCGUCCUCCAGACAUCUCUCGUUCGCAUCCACAACAAACAUGGCGGACGAUCACACAGACGCAGAGCAGUCCAUGGAGGGGCACCCUGCUGUCUCUGAGAACCCUCACGCAGAGUACGGCCUGACGGAGAACAUCCAGAGGACGGUGGACAACGAGAAGCCGGGCUCGGAGAAGACCUCGAAGCAGAAGGUGGACCUGCAGGCGCUGCCGACCCGAGCCUACCUGGACCAGACCGUCGUCCCCAUCCUGCUGCAGGGCCUGUCGCUGCUCGCCAAGGACAGGCCUCCCAACCCGAUCGAGUACCUGGCGGCGUUCCUGCUGAAGAACAAAUCCCAGUUUGAGGAGCGGAGCUGAAGCCCGGCCUCCAGAGGAACUCAUGUUUGUUCAUGAAUGCUACUGUUUUUUAUUUUCCAGAAUAAACAUGUUGCUAUGAAGAGUU